AUGGCUUCAGAUGAGGAAAUAGAUAGCCUGUUUGAAAAUGCGAUGAAAGGACAAUGGGAAAAGGUCAGGGAGGCCUACAGAAACAGUAUCAAGGCUCAAAAAGCCAAGAUCACCAGGUCCAAAGAGACUGCUCUACACAUAGCCAUAGCAGAUGGCCAAACCGAAAUCGCACUGGAGUUGGUCAAAAUUAUUCCCAGUAAUGCAGACGACAGUGACGCUUCAACGGCGGUACUCAGCAUAGCAAACGACAGAGGCAACACGCCGCUACAUCUAGCUGCUCGGAUUGGGAAUGUACAAGUGUGCCGUAGCAUUGCUGACAAGGCGGCGAGCCUCGUCUCCCUUCGAAAUGUGGAGGGAGAGACACCUCUCUUCUUGGCAGCUCUUAAUGGUAACACAAAGGCUUUUGUUUGCCUUAAUUUCUAUUGCCCAGAAAAACAGCACUCCUUGAUUAGGGACAACAAUGGGGAUACCAUCCUUCAUGCCGCAAUCUUGGGUGAAUACUUCAGUUUGGCAUUUCAGAUAAUUAAGUUGUACCCAGAACUAGUGAACUCUAUGAAUCAAGAUGGUUUGUCUCCCCUGCAUAUUCUAGCCAGUAAGCCAAAUGCAUUCAAAAGCAGCUGUCGACUCGGGCUCAGUGGUCAUCUUAUAUACCAAUGUUUGAUGGUUGAAGAACUCAAAGUGGAAGAAUAUAACCAUGAAGCUUGUCUUCCUAAGGCAGGAGACAGAGACAGUUUUUCAUACCCAGAAAACUACCAAACAUGCAUGAACUUCUUCCAAGUUCUCAGAAGUAAAAAGAGGGGGGAUAGGCAUUGGGUGCAAUUGUGGCAUGGAUACUCACAUAAGACGCACAGCUCACUCCUUCAAGCUAAUGGAGGAAAUGAAAAGGGUACUAAUGGUCCUGUUGGUGAUGAAGAGAAUCCCAAACAAGAGGCUACUCCAGGAGCAUCAACUUCUGCACUGAGGUCACAAUCAAUAGAUGCUACUAACGAAAUAUCAGAUGGAAAGAGUUCAAGAUCAACUAAUGGUGCAAACCAUCCAGAGAGAAAUAGAGGAGAAAAUCACCUGUUUCCACCCAAUUAUGUCUCAUUUGUUUUGUUCUUCAAGUUUAUGAUGAAGGCCUUGCUAAUCAUUCUGGGAAUUGGAUUUUGGAGGAUAAAGAAAAUCCAAGAAAAGAAAGAGAGACAUAUAUGGGCGAAUCAGGUCAUGAAUGAAUUGGUUGACCUUACUUCUUUAUACAAAUAUCGAAAUACUGGGCAAAAUCCUCAAGAAACUAAAACAAGCAAAGAUAAAGAAGAAGCCUAUAAUGCUAUAAUGCUAGACGAAGCCUCACCCUUACCAUCUGAUCAUGCGGCACGUAACAGUACAGAUACGCAUAUUGAGGCGAUUACCUUUUCCUCAAGCCAGUACAAUUAUAAGCCAAGGAGUGAUCAAAAUGAGCCAGAGAGGAAGAACACCAUUCCCUUCAGAGGUAAGAAGAAUGGAAUUGUAGCAGGGAAAAAUCAGUCACCUAUAUUAAUUGCAGCAAAGAUGGGAGUAACUGAAAUGGUGGAGAAAAUCCUAGACAAAUUUCCGGUGGCCAUCCAGGAUGUUGACUCUGAUAACAAGAAUGUUGUACUCUUAGCAGUUGAGAACAGGCAACCCCAUGUUUACAAUCUCCUUCAGAAGAGACAGAUACUAAAGGAAAGCCUGUUGCGUCAGUUGGACAACAAAGGUAACAGUGCAUUACAUCUUGCUGCUACAUGUGGUCAGUACCGGCCUUGGCUUAUUCCAGGCGCGGCAUUGCAAAUGCAGUGGGAAAUCAAGUGGUAUAAGUUUGUCAGAAACUCUAUGCCACAUCGCUACUUUGUUUGCCACAACAGUAGUGGCCAGACACCAAAGGAGAUCUUCAUAGAUACACACAAACAUCUUAUAAAAGAAGGAAGCAAAUGGCUAACCAAAACCUCGGAAUCAUGCUCCUUGGUUGCAGCACUCAUUGCAACGGUUGCAUUUGCUACAUCAGCAACUGUACCAGGAGGACUUGAUCAGCGAACAGGCGAGCCAAUUCUCCAAGACAAGGCAGCAUUCAAUGCCUUCACCAUCUCAUCACUAGUUGCUCUCUGCUUCUCAAUAACCUCCCUGGUCUUCUUUCUUUCAAUCCUCACUUCUCGAUAUGAAGAAAGUGAUUUUUCCAUGGACUUGCCCCGGAAACUCUUGAUGGGUUUGACAUCACUCUUUGCAUCUAUAGCUUCCAUGUUAGUCUCAUUCUGCACAGGGCAUAUCUUUCUCCUAAAACAUCAACUGAGAUAUGUGGCAUAUCCAUUGUAUGCAGCAACUUGCUUGCCAGUGACAUUUUUCGCUCUUGCACAGCUGCCGCUUUACUUUGAUCUCAUGAGGGCCAUCAUCAACAAGGUACCUCAACGGAGCUACAAAGUCUAUCCACACUAAGUCUUCACCAAUGACAAAAUGUUUAAGGAUUAUUCAGUUAAAAUGAUGAGUGAACGCAAAAUGUACACAAUUUAUGAAAUUAUAGUCAGGUUAUUGAUACAUCAGUAGCUUUGUGGAGCGUAGGCUUUCAAUAGUAUAUGUAUGCCACAGUGGUAUUUAUUUGAAUGUCAUUGAUAUUCAGCCUAGUCUGCUAAGACAAUUAUGUAUGUCAUUUUAGAACUAUUUGUAAAAUUAUUUGUUUUCCCCCC
Messenger RNA from Fragaria vesca subsp. vesca, 2672 nucleotides. RefSeq lists its product as uncharacterized. Bases 1 to 2424 code for a protein of 807 amino acids. The transcript has 9 exons. Lineage: Eukaryota; Viridiplantae; Streptophyta; Magnoliopsida; Rosales; Rosaceae. The record is from RefSeq and is a predicted model, not a curated record. Gene Ontology annotation, molecular function: protein binding.